AUUUCCCAUUUAUUAUCAAUUUCACAUUUCCGCAAUGAAGCUCUGCAAAACAUUUUCCUUAAACAUUACUUAUCUCAAUUUUUAUCAAGAUACCGUUUAGUUUUUCUAGACUUCACAUAUAUCGUGCAGCCAGUACGAAAUAAUACGCAGUGAUGUCUGGCUUUAUUACAAAUAUUUUUCUUUGUUUUCUCCUAUUUCUUUGUGAAAGUGUUGCUAGUGAUUGUGACUUUUUGGUAUAUGGGAAUGCGACACGUGGGGAAUACAAUAUAUACUCAGAAAAAAAUGAUCCCGUAUAUUGUGUGGAAGAUGAUGCUAAACCGAUCCAAUUGGAUGCAGGUAACAUCAAAAAGAAUGCGAAAAAUUGGACUUUUAAAUGCACCACAAAAAAUAAGGAAAAGGAUGAAAAUCUUCCAAAGAUAUUUCUAAUAGAAAAAAAUUGGAGCGAUUCUAUAUGUCCGAUAUUCAAAGGCUCUGAAGAAUUUGGCAAGAUUGAAUAUAAUAAUACGAUUGAUUCUGUUUGCUAUUCUGUUUACGCAACAUCAUCACUUAAUAUGGUCGUGACAAAUACCGUGUAUAAAGAACUACAAAACUUCAGAAUACAGGAUCUAAAUAUGUGGAUAACCAGAGAAGUAGAAUUUACUAAUGAUCUUAUAUUUUAUAGUAGGUAUUGGAAUGACAGUUCUUCUUAUUUUGGGAUUAGUCACUAUUGCACAAAAGGACCUUCAUAUUAUACAUUUAAAUCUAAAUCAAAAAAUAUUUCAUGCAAGAAACUUGAUGGUAGUGCUACUAUUCAACUGAAAGACGUAUCCAAAACUAACUGCCUGUACAAGAUUGAUUUCAGCAAUUAUUCAUAUAUCUGCUCGUCUGGAAGUUGUGGUUGUAAGACUGGAUAUAACGGGACACAAUGCGAGAAUGAUUGUGCAGAUAUGAAUAAAUGGGGAGAAAACUGUUCUAACAAUUGCAACGGGAACUGUUCUAAAUGUGACAGGGUCGAUGGACAUUGCACGGAAUGUAUGAAGAAUCACACAGGGAACGCUUGCGAAUAUUUGUUCAAACCUGAAUUAUCUUUUUAUAAAAACAAAUGUAUCAAAUGGAAGAAACAUGGAUUUUCUGACUUAAAUUUUGAAAUGAAUGGUAUAGCUGUGAGGAACUAUUCUAAAUGUAUUUGGCAGGACUUCAUGUGCACUUGUUUUAAUGAUGAUCCGUCUAAAUUGACACUGAACAGGAAUGUGUCAGGAAGGAUAGACAAUUUAUAUGAGGGUAAAUUGAGUGACUUAAGGAAAUCAACCGACGAGCCAAGAAAUUUUAAUAAAAAAUUAAGUGGAAAAUUAGUCAUUUUUAAUUGGCAACAUCCCGACUAUAUAGAGACAGAUUUGACAAUCUUCAUAAUAUUAGUAACUGAAAUUACGCCAGGAUUAGAACCGAUAAACCAGAACAAAACAAUAGUCUAUGAAGAAAAGUUAAAUUUUACAACAGAGAUUGAGUUGCAACUGGCUACCGAAUAUACCGCUACAAUUAAAGGUGUAUAUGUAUCUAAAAUUGAAACAAAAGUUUCCGAGAUCACAUUUUUUACUGAAGUACCUAAGCCUAGAAUACUUCCAAUUUAUACGAAAACAGAAAAUGGGGACUUUAACUAUACUAUACAAAAUAUAACCAGAUUUUCGCGUGCAAUUCUAGUAGAACUGACUAAAAAUGCCCAAUCGCAAGUUUCGAAUAUAUCAAAAUAUUUUACGGAUUCAUACGAAAGUUUUGACGUACAUGAAAUCAUGACAUGGAAUUUUCGAACUGAAUCGAGCACUGAAGUCAACAUAACAGUAUCAAAGGAAUAUGUAAUGGAUACUACUUAUUUGGCGAUUGUUGUAGUAACUGAAACUAUUAAUAAGUUGGAAUUUGAUAAGUACAUCUUAGGGCUUAGUGAAGUGUCUCACAAUGUUACUCUUAUCAUUACUAUAAGUAUCAUAAGUAUAGCAACUGUUGUUAUACUCAUUGGCGUUAUAAUUGUUUUAAUUAGAUGUCCAAAAAAAAUAGAGAAAAUUCGAAAACACAUUAAUCCACAAACAGUUCAAUAUUCAAGUAUUGAAGAACGAAAUCAAAAUAACACUGAAAUGCAAACUUUAUUAACUAUAGAAAAAAUGGAUAUACCGAAGGAUAAUUUAAAAAAUUAUCUCAUGAAAAAUUUCGAAAGCUUAGAAGAUUCUUAUUUAAAAAUACCAACAGAGGAUCUACGUUGUACAUAUGAAAUUGGUAGAAGUAACAAAAUUAAAAACAGAUAUAAAAACAUUUUACCUUAUGACCAAAAUAGGGUAAUCCUCGAAAACACCGGAUGUGAUUAUAUUAACGCUUCUUACAUAGAUGGUUAUCGUGUGAAAAAUGAAUAUAUUGCAACGCAAGGUGCUAAAAAAGACACAGUCUACGAUUUUCUUUCGAUGAUCUUACAAUUAAAAAUUGAUUAUAUAAUUAUGUUAACAAACAUCAUUGAAAAUAAUAAGAAAAAAUGUGAGCAAUACUGGCCUGAAACUGAUACAUUAAAAAUUGAAGAAAUUCAUGUCUCACUGGGAAAAGUUAUAACAGAACAAAAUUACACCAUAAGAGAACUAUUAAUUGUAAAAUCAAAUCAGCAACAAAAAGUGGUACAAUACCAUUUUCAUGCCUGGCCUGACCACGAUGUUAUAAAUAACGUUUCCGAUAUUAUCCCUUUCUUGAAUGAAAUUAGACGACUACCAAGAGGAAAAUCUCCUAUUGUGGUUCAUUGCAGUGCUGGUGUAGGAAGAACAGGUUGUCUUAUACUGAUCGAUUAUGUCAUUACAAUGGCCCAAAACAGUAAAUUUAUCAAUUUCAUAAAUACAUUGGCAACGUUAAGGUCUCAACGAAAAGACCUUGUUCAAAGCAAAGUUCAAUUUAUGUUUUGCCAUCUGGCUGUAUUUGAGUAUUUAACCUAUAAAGAUUUUACAAUACGACCCGACAAAGUCGCUCAUUUGAAUUUUGAAAAUGUUGAGGGUCUAAAUAAGCGCACAACGAAAUUAAUUUUCGAAUAUUUAAAGUCGUUUCAAGACUUCGAUGUACUGAAGCACCAAUGUGAACCCGAAGUUGUGGCUCCGGCUAAUCAAGAGAAAAAUAGGAACAAUGAAUUUACACCACGAUAUGAAAGAAUAUACUUACAAAGAUAUCCUUUCAAUGACAUUAAUACAGAUUACAUUAAUGCAAUAAAUGUAGAUUGUUAUAAGGCCCCUAAAAGGUAUAUUGUAACUCAACAACCACUUCCUAAUACUCUGGGCGACUUUUGGCGGAUGGUAGACCAGAUUAACAUUGAUACAAUAAUUUCUCUUAACGAAUACGGAAAUAAUAACAACCCUCAAAUAUGGCCAGAACCAGAUGACGUUUUAAAACCUGUCGAUUAUCUGAAAAUAAGAUUAAACAGUUCCGAUGACUUACAAAACAUUCAAAUGAUACAAGUUAAUUUGUCAAACAAAUCAAAAGAUACUAAUAAAAACAUAGAUAUAUAUCAUUUGAAAGGUUGGAAUCCUGGUAAAUUAACACCUAAUGAUUAUUCCGGCAUGGUCACAAUUUGGGAUCAUGUUCGGAAUCAGAGAAAACUGCUUAUUGUGUGUUUUGAUGGAUGUACCGCAUCUGGGCCCUUCUUGGCAUAUGCCGUUGCAACAGAACAAAUAAAUCAAGAAAAGCUCUAUAAUCCUGUCUAUGCCAUACGAAUAAUUAGAACCAGUCGCCCAGAAUUUAUACAGAAUGAAGAACAAAUUACAUUUGUUCACAAAUGUAUUUACAAAUAUUUCCAGAGUCUGAAUCCCUAUUCAAAUUUCGUUUAACGUUUUAACAUUUUUUAACUUACAGUAUUUAAUUUUUUAAUAUAUCUUUUUAUAACAAAUAUAUGGACAACAAUA
Molecule: messenger RNA, 3896 nt
Organism: Aethina tumida (small hive beetle)
Lineage: Eukaryota; Metazoa; Arthropoda; Insecta; Coleoptera; Nitidulidae
Product: receptor-type tyrosine-protein phosphatase alpha
Exons: 24
Coding region: 153-3821 (1222 amino acids)
Biological process (GO): protein dephosphorylation
Molecular function (GO): protein tyrosine phosphatase activity
Source: RefSeq, a predicted model, not a curated record